Molecule: messenger RNA, 1229 nt
Organism: Dioscorea cayenensis subsp. rotundata (Guinea yam)
Lineage: Eukaryota; Viridiplantae; Streptophyta; Magnoliopsida; Dioscoreales; Dioscoreaceae
Product: WD repeat-containing protein LWD1-like
Exons: 1
Coding region: 11-1132 (373 amino acids)
Cellular component (GO): nucleus
Molecular function (GO): protein binding
Source: RefSeq, a predicted model, not a curated record
AAGAUCGUUGAUGAUCGCAUUGCAUUGCACGUGCCAGAGAAACGAAAAGCCUUCGAGAGAGAUGGGGGGCGAUGGCGGCAGCGGUAGCGGCAGCGGAGAGCGAACGCCGGAGGGGUCGGAGGAGCAGCAGAAGCGAUCGGAGAUCUACACGUACGAGGCACCAUGGCACAUCUACUCUAUGAAUUGGAGCGUUCGCCGGGACAAGAAGUACCGCCUCGCCAUUGCCAGCCUCAUGGAGCAAUACCAGAAUGGUGUCGAGAUCGUCCAGCUUGAUGAUGCCACAGGCGACAUCCGCUCCGACUCCGCGCUCUCCUUUGAACAUCCCUACCCUCCCACUAAAACCAUGUUCGUCCCCGACCGCGACUGCGUCCGCCCGGACCUUCUGGCCACCUCCGCCGACUUCCUCCGGCUGUGGAGUAUCCACGAUGACCACGUCGAACUCAAGGCCCUCCUCAAUGGUAACAAGAACUCGGAGUUCUGCGGCCCACUCACCUCCUUCGACUGGAACGAGGCGGAGCCCCGUCGCAUCGGCACCUCCUCCAUCGACACCACCUGCACCAUCUGGGACGUCGAACGCGAGGCUGUAGACACCCAACUCAUUGCCCACGACAAGGAGGUCUACGACAUCGCCUGGGGCGGCGUCGGCGUCUUCGCCUCCGUCUCCGCCGACGGAUCCGUCCGCGUUUUCGACCUCCGUGAUAAGGAACACUCCACCAUCAUCUACGAGUCCUCCGACCCCGCUGAAACCCCACUUGUGAGGCUCGGGUGGAACAAACAGGACCCCAGGUACAUGGCUACCAUUAUCAUGGACAGCCCCAAGAUCGUGGUGCUCGAUAUCCGCUUCCCUACUCUGCCCGUCGUUGAGCUUCAGCGUCACCAAGCCAGCGUCAACGCAAUUGCCUGGGCGCCGCAUAGUUCGUGCCACAUCUGCACCGCAGGGGACGACUCGCAGGCGCUGAUUUGGGACCUCUCGUCCAUGGGCAGCGGUUCAGGGCAGCAGCCGGAAGGGGGCUUGGAUCCGAUACUGGCCUACACUGCGGGAGCAGCCAUUGAACAGCUGCAAUGGUCUUCCUCGCAACCCGAUUGGGUUGCCAUCGCUUUCUCCAACAAGCUCCAGAUUCUCAGGGUUUGAACUUAUUACUUUGAACUAAACUUGGAACCAGACAACUCUAUUGAUGUGGUUACAAUAUCUGUUUCGCUAUUCAUCAAUGAAAUAUUUAGAUUAAUAA